Molecule: messenger RNA, 2321 nt
Organism: Anopheles funestus (African malaria mosquito)
Lineage: Eukaryota; Metazoa; Arthropoda; Insecta; Diptera; Culicidae
Product: insulin-like growth factor-binding protein complex acid labile subunit
Exons: 2
Coding region: 93-2228 (711 amino acids)
Cellular component (GO): extracellular matrix
Molecular function (GO): protein binding
Source: RefSeq, a predicted model, not a curated record
AAAGUCGUAGUGAACCAGUUCUUCGCUUUGAUGCAGUGAACACAGUUUUCGUUGAGCAGUGUUCGGGUGUGGUUCUGUGGUUGUGUUUCAUCAUGAAAGCAAAGUGUGUUGUUUGCUUAGUCUUACUGUGUUGGACGGUUGGCGCAUUAGGAUAUUCGUCGAUACGCUGUCAAAGUGAGGGCUAUUACAGUUCAAAAGCGACUUUUUCCGGUGUAAUUAUUAAAGGUGCAGAAACUCCGCAGUUUUCAUGUAACAAUGGCUACACAAUACAUCAAAUAUCGUUUGAAAACUCCUCCGUGGAAGAACUACCCAAACAGCUGUUUGAUACAUUUAAUUACAUACAAAUUGCAAACCUCACUCGCAGCGGCAUCAAACAUGUGAGUCGUUACAGUCUUGAACGGGCCAGUUCUUUGCAAACUCUGGAUCUAUCGCGAAACGAAUUGAACGAGUUAACGGCGAAUUGCUUUUCCGGAGCCAGAGCGCUUACCAAACUCAUUUUAUCACACAACAAUAUAAGCUCGAUUGAUAGUAUGGCCUUCAAUUCGCUAAUUAAUUUAGCAGCCCUUCUGUUGACUGGAAAUAAGCUUCACUCAUUGGACAGCAAAGUUUUCGGCUCGCUUGCAUCAUUACAAACCAUUUAUCUGGACUUCAACGAGCUACAGGUAAUAGAACGCGGCCUCUUCUCCAGCAAUGUAAAGCUGCAAAAUAUUCUUCUGCAAAACAAUCGCAUCAGCGUGGUCGAAGAAGGGGCACUUGAAACGCACUCACCAUCAGUUUUAAGUAUUCUUUCACUAAGUAACAAUAACCUCACAAAACUGAAUCUGAAAGGGGUAAAUGCGAAGAAACUGUAUCUGGCCAAUAAUAAGCUUGAGGAAAUUUAUCUUUCACAAUGGAUGGAAUCAGUUUACGCGCAGCACAAUAACAUCUCGAGCAUUUUCAUUGACAACUCGUCGAGCAUGAGCCUCAAGACGCUCGAUUUGGAAAAUAACUCUAUCACGUCAUUUGAAUCGAUUCAACAUUUAGAUUCGCUCGUAAAUCUCUAUCUAUCCAACAAUCGGAUUGGUCCAUUGAACCUCACGAGUCUUACGAAGUUUACCAAGCUCGAACAUCUUGGACUGGAGCGAACGUUCAUUUCGAACUUACAACAUGGUACAUUCGCACAGCAGCAAUCGCUUAAAUGGUUAGAUUUGACCUACAAUAACCUGGAUCGCUUCGAUUUCGACAUUCUAACUUCCUCUACCGAACUGCAGAAAAUCUAUCUCGAUGGUAACCGGCUUAAGUCGCUGAAUUUUGAACACCUCAAGAAAACAUUCCCAUCACUUGUAGAGAUUGGUUUCUCCGAUAACAACUGGAACUGUUCAUAUUUGGUUCAGCUUGUACGUUACUGCACCGAUCAUUCAAUCGCGCUGUUCAAGUAUCAGGUGACCGUACAUAAUCAAACGAAUGUGAAGGGUAUCUAUUGCUACGACGAUAAAAACCCUCUUGCCAACUGGAAUACCACAAUGCAGCAGUUGGAAAUACUGCAUCCCCAUCUUCACAACUCAUCGGAGGACAGCGCAUUGCAGACGUUGCUCCAAAGUGUCCUGGAGGAUGUGCGUCGUUUCAGCGAUCGCCAUGAAGAAGUUACGAAUCAAACCACCAAACUUGAUGGGGCCGUGUUUGAUCUUACCAAGAAUCAGUUCAAUCUGCAGAAGGAUCUCAACAGCUUGCGGCAAUCACUGUACGACAUCCAGUUAUCAUUGCUGUCGAACCGGACGAACGGUAGUGCCGGUGUAAAUAACGAUGAGCUUCGACGCAUGAUCGAGACGGCGAACAAUUUAACGCUCGACAAACAAGAACUGAGUGCUAAAACGCUCGAGUUUAAGAUCUACGAGCAGACGUUCAAAGUGGAUAAGGCGCUGGAGCUUGCAAAGGAAAACACUGAUAAAAUCACGCUGCUUGGGAAGCGAGUCGAGCAGUGGAUCAGCAACACCGUUGGCUCUGGUGGUGUUAGUUUACUGGCGCAAGAUAGACAGCAACAGCAACAGCUUGUACAACAGGGCGCUGUGCAUGCAACCGGAGGUGGCGGUGACCACGGACUGAUGAUUGCAAUGUUGGUUAUGAUGUGCCUCAUGGUGGGUGUGAUUAUGUUUGGCUUUUUCAAAUUCAACCGCCUUGCGAUAAACGUCGAACGAAAUCGUUAUGCGAACAGAGAGAGUCUGGCAGCGAUGAUCAACAACGAUAUUUGACUUGUUCUUCUUUGUACUGUGUAAGAGGAAUAAGAUUUUAACAUUAAUUUUUAAUUAUUAUAAUAAAUGACCACAUACCUAAGCAAUUUUAAA